AUGAUGAAUACAUUGCAAAGUUUUUUUGGCCCCGGCGAGGGGUGUCAGAUUGAGUGCUCUGUGCGCAUGUGCGAAGGUGUCCAAACUGACAAUACUGGAGAGAUGAAGAUAGUGUGUAGCCGCUCCUGGACUGGAGGAGGAGGAGAGAGAUUCCGCGAGCCGGCAACAUGCGCUCCAAGGCGCGGGCGAGGAAGCUAGCCAAAAGUGACGGCGACGUUGUAAAUAAUAUGUACGAGCCUGACACGGAGCUGCUGGCCGGCCAGAGCGCCGAGGACGAGACGGAAGACAGCAUCAUGUCCCCCAUCCCCGUGGGGCCACCGUCGCCCUUCCCCAGGAGCGAGGACUUCACCCCCAAGGAGGGCUCCCCCUACGAGGCGCCCGUCUACAUCCCGGAGGACAUCCCGGUCCCGCCCGACUUCGAGCUGCGUGAGUCGUCCAUCCCGGGCGCCGGCCUGGGCAUCUGGGCCAAGAAGAGGAUGGAGGUCGGGGAGCGGUUUGGGCCGUACACGGUGGCGCCCCCGGCGGUGCUGAAGGAGGCCGGCUUCGGAUGGGAGCAAAUGCUGGUGGAGGCGGAGGCGGAGGUGGGGGCGGAGACGUCGCCCCAGGAGAGCUGCAUCAGGAAGCAGCUCUCCGAGGACCUGGGCGCGGAGAAGUUCUGUGUGGACGCCGGCCCGGCGGCGGGCAGCUGGCUCAAGUACAUCCGUGUGGCGUGCUCCUGUGAUGACCAGAACCUCACCAUGUGCCAGAUCAACGAGCAGAUUUACUAUAAGGUCAUCAAGGACAUCGAGCCGGGCGAGGAGCUGCUGGUGCACGUGAGGGAGGGCGCCUACGCCCUGGGCGCCGUGCCGCCCGCACUGGAUGGGGAGCCCGCCUUCCGCUGUGAGGACUGUGACGAGCUCUUCCAGUCCAAGCUGGACCUGCGGCGCCACAAGAAGUACGCGUGCGGCGUGGUGGGAGCCGCGCUGGACGAGGGCCUGGCUGAGGGGCUGCAGCCCCAGGGCCUCGGCGGGGGCGGCGACGGGCAGGCCCACGAGUGCAAGGACUGCGAGAGGAUGUUCCCCAACAAGUACAGCCUGGAGCAGCACAUGGUGGUGCACACGGAGGAGCGGGAGUACAAGUGUGACCAGUGCCCCAAGGCCUUCAACUGGAAGUCCAACCUCAUCCGCCACCAGAUGUCCCACGACAGCGGCAAGCGCUUCGAGUGUGAGAACUGCGUGAAGGUGUUCACCGACCCCAGCAACCUGCAGAGGCACAUCCGCUCGCAGCACGUGGGCGCCCGGGCGCACGCCUGCCCCGACUGCGGCAAGACCUUCGCCACCUCGUCCGGCCUGAAACAGCACAAGCACAUCCACAGCACCGUCAAGCCGUUCAUAUGUGAGGUGUGCCACAAGUCCUACACGCAGUUCUCCAACCUGUGCCGGCACAAGCGCAUGCAUGCCGACUGCCGCACGCAGAUCAAGUGCAAGGACUGCGGGCAGAUGUUCAGCACCACCUCCUCGCUCAACAAGCACCGGCGCUUCUGCGAGGGCAAGAACCAUUACACGCCGGGCGGCAUCUUUGCCCCAGGCCUGCCCCUCACCCCCAGCCCCAUCCUGGACAAGGCGAAACCCUCCCCCAGCCUCAACCACGCCGGCCUGGGCUUCGGCGAGUACUUCCCCUCCAGGCCGUGCCCCGGGAGCCUCCCCUUCUCCACGGCGCCCCCGGCCUUCCCGGCCCUCACCCCCGGCUUCCCCGGCAUCUUCCCUCCAUCCCUGUACCCCCGGCCGCCACUGCUACCUCCCACGCCGCUGCUCAAGGGCCCGCUGAACCACACCCAGGACGCCAAGCUCCCCAGCCCCCUGGGGAACCCGGCCCUGCCCCUCGUCUCGGCCGUCGGCAACAGCGGCCAGGGUGCCGCGGCAUCCGCGGGGCCUGAGGAGAAGCCGGAGGGCUGCCUGGAGGAGGCGCUGGUGGAGAAGCUCAAGACCAGGAGCAGCGACCUGUCGGACGGCAGCGACUUCGAGGACAUCAACACCACCACGGGGACCGACCUGGACACCACCACAGGGACCGGCUCGGACCUGGACAGCGACGUGGACAGCGACCGCGACAGGGGCCAAGGCGCCGGCAAGCCGGCUGAGGGCAAGCCCGCGUAUGGGGGCGGCCCGGCACCCGCGGGGACGGCCAACAGCGUGGCCGAGGUGCCCGUCUUCUACCCCCAGCACUCCUUCUUCCCGCCGCCCGACGAGCAGCUGCUGACGGCCUCGGCCGCCGCCGGAGACUCCAUCAAGGCCAUCGCGUCCAUCGCCGAGAAGUACUUCGGGCCCGGGCUGAUGGGGAUGCAGGAGAAGAAGCUGGGCUCGCUGCCCUACCACUCGGUGUUCCCCUUCCAGCUGCUGCCCAACUUCCCCCACUCGCUCUACCCCUUCACGGACCGCGCCCUCACCCACAACCUGCUGGUCAAGGCCGAGGCCAGGGCCCCCCGCGACACCCUCAAGGCGGGCGGCCCCAGCACCGAGUGCCCCUUCGACCUCACCACCAAGCCAAAGGACACGAAGCCCGUCCUGCCCGCGCCCAGGGCGGCCCUGGCCCCCGUGUGCGGCGAGGAGCAGCCGCUGGACCUCAGCAUCGGCAGCCGGGCCCGCGCCAGCCAGAACGGGGGCGGCCGGGAGCCCCGGAAGAACCACGUCUACGGCGAGCGGAAGCCGGGGGCCGGCGAGGGGCUGCCCAAGGCGUGCCCGGCGCAGCUGCCCCAGCAGCCGUCCCUGCACUACGCCAAGCCCUCGCCCUUCUUCAUGGACCCCAUCUACAGCAGGGUGGAGAAGCGGAAGGUGGUGGACCCCGUGGGAGUCCUGAAGGAGAAGCACCUGCGGCCGUCUCCGCUGCUCUUCCACCCCCAGAUGUCAGCCAUCGAAACCAUGACGGAGAAGCUGGAGAGCUUCGCGGCCAUGAAGGCCGACUCGGGCAGCUCCCUGCAGCCCCUCCCCCACCACCCCUUCAACUUCCGGUCCCCGCCCCCGACACUCUCGGACCCCAUCCUCAGAAAGGGCAAGGAGCGAUACACCUGCAGGUACUGCGGGAAGAUCUUCCCCAGGUCAGCCAAUCUCACCAGACACCUGAGGACACACACCGGGGAGCAGCCGUACAGGUGUAAGUACUGCGACCGCUCGUUCAGCAUCUCGUCCAACCUGCAGCGGCACGUGCGCAACAUCCACAACAAGGAGAAGCCCUUCAAGUGCCACCUGUGCAACCGCUGCUUCGGGCAGCAGACCAACCUGGACCGGCACCUCAAGAAGCACGAGCACGAGAGCACGCCAGUGAGCCAGCACUCCGGCGUCGUCACGAACCACCUGGGCACCAGCGCCUCCUCCCCCACCUCGGAGUCGGACCAGCACGCACUUUUAGACGAGAAGGAAGACUCCUAUUUCUCUGAGAUCAGAAACUUCAUCGCCAACAGCGAGCUGAGCCAAGCGUCCACGCGCACAGACAAGCGGCCGGCGGUCCAGGACCUGGACGGGAGCCCCCAGUGUCCGGGCUUGGCCAGCGAGAAGCCGGAGGACGGGGAGGAGGAGGAGGAGGAGGAGCUGGAGGAGGACGAGGACAGCCUGGCCGGGAAGUCCCAGGAGGACGCCGUGUCACCCACGCCCGAGGCCCAGGGCGCCUACGACGAAGAGGAGGAUGAGGAGCCGCCCACCUCCUUGGCCGUGGGCUUCGACCACACCCGAAGGUGUGUUGAGGAGCGAGAAGGCGGCCUGGUAGCUCUGGAGCCAAUGCCGACCUUCGGGAAGGGGCUGGACCUCCACAGAGCAGCCGAGGAAGCAUUUGAAGUGAAAGAUGUGCUUAAUUCCUCCGUAGAUUCGGAGACUUUAAAACAGGCCCUGUACAGGCAGGCUAAGAGCCAGGCGUACGCAGUGAUGCUGUCCCUCUCCGAGGAUGCCGCUCUCCACACCCCCUCCCAGAGCUCGCUGGACGCUUGGCUGAACAUGGCGGGAGCCGCCUCGGAGUCCGGCGCCUUUAACCCCAUGAACCACCUCUGAUGGGCCCGGAGUCCAGAGCGAGGGCGCCGGCUGCCCAGGAUGAAGGCGAGGCCAGGGAGAAGCCCCCGUGUCACCUCCUCCGACCACCCCCACAGCCGUCCCCUGCCCGCGUGGGCCGCGUCGAACUUUCCCAAUGAAGACUCAGAAGCUGCAAGCCCCGGGGCUGGAGAGGAGCUCCUUCCUCGUCCCUGGGAACCGGCCCUGGGCCUGGUCAGUCGAGCACCAGCCUCGCCUCCCGGAGCUGCCGCCCCAAAGCAGCCCAGGCCGGGCCAGGAGCUGGGCCGCUUCUGGGCACCCAGGAGUCACCGGGAAGGGACCGGCCCGGUGCAGGUGCGCUCUGCCGAGGCCGGGCGCGGGCGCUUUUUAUAAUGAGAAUGACAAGAGUGACGCUUUUGGUAAUCUUAUUGACUACAGAUUCUAUUUAAGCAUGUGGGUUUUAAAAAUAGACAGUAUUUUUUAAAAAUCAAAAAAAUGACUUGCAAAUCGUUUUUUAAAAGUAAUUUUGCAUCGCUUUGAAAUCUCAGCUUCCCGCAAACCCGGGCGCUGGGAGCAGCACCGUGCUGGGGCGAGCUCUUUGUACUGUAGAUAACGGAGGUUUUCUAUCUCGGGUCCCAUUUGUACAAGCCAGGUUGAUGCCGGCUGCCCCGAGGCAGAGCGUGGGGCGCAGACUGGACCGAGGCGUCUCAGACGCAGUGCCCGGGCUGCAGGCCUGCCCGGGGCCAGGACCUG
This is a messenger RNA of Lepus europaeus (European hare), 4745 nucleotides long. RefSeq names its product PR/SET domain 16 (gene PRDM16). Gene Ontology annotation, molecular function: protein binding; histone H3K9 methyltransferase activity. Gene Ontology annotation, cellular component: nucleus. The transcript has 17 exons. Lineage: Eukaryota; Metazoa; Chordata; Mammalia; Lagomorpha; Leporidae. Bases 168 to 4016 code for a protein of 1282 amino acids. The record is from RefSeq and is a predicted model, not a curated record.